CCCUCUCUGGGUUGCUGUUGGCCGGUGCUGGCAGCUGUCUCAGUCCGAUUCUGGCUUGGAAAGAGGAGAUCCCUGCCCUGUCAUUUUAUUGACGGACUUGCCGGCAGAGGCUUUUCCCCCCCAGAAGUUGGUCGAAGAAGCUCAAGCUCUCAAGCUCUGCUGUUUCCUCCCCUCCCUGUCCAGUGGUUUCCGUGAUAAUGGCUUUCCUCUCUCCGAGUUUCCACCUCAGAGAGACCCCACAGAUCUAGACUGUGAACUCAGCUAGAAAACACUGCUGUUAAAAUGACCGAAGAACCCAUAAAAGAGAUCCUGGGAACCCCAAAGUCUCCAAAGCAGGGGACAAUGGAGAAGAGCACCAAGAAGGAGGUUGUGAUCAACACAGUGCCCCUGGUCAGUGAGAUUCAGCUGACGGCCGCUACCGGGGGUGCUGAGCUCUCCUGCUACCGGUGCCUUAUUCCCUUUGCCGUGGUAGUCCUCAUCGCCGGGACAGUGGUCACCGCUGUGGCUUACAGCUUCAAUUCCCAUGGCUCCAUCAUCUCCAUCCUUGGCCUGGUUCUUCUCUCCUUGGGACUUUUUUUGUUAGCCUCUAGUGCUUUGUGCUGGAAAGUGAGACAAAGGAGCAAGAAAGCCAAGAGACGAGAGAGUCAGACAGCUCUUGUGGCCAAUCAGAGAAGUUUGUUUGCUUAAGACUGAUAGAGACCAAGUGGGGUUGUACGGCCUGAAAACCUGCUCUCACUUCCCCAGACAACCCCCAUCCUACACACCCAGAAUUAGUUUGGGGGACAGAGGCCUCAGCCUUGGAACAAGCCAGAGGAAUGGGGAUGGGUGGAAGGUGGGAGGGCAGAGAUGAAGAAUAACCUUUUAAUUCUUUCAUGACAAACUUAACUUUAAGGGCUAUUCAAAGACUGGAAAUUAGAUUUUUCUUUUAAGGACCAUGGGAGAUGUAGCAGAUUUAUUUCACCUUGGAAAGUAGCAGAGAAAGGAUGGAUCUGUAUUAUAAAAAAUGCUCUGCCAUGUGUCUAAGCUGACUUAGACUUUGCCUACAACUAAGAAAUUCUGGAAUAAUUUCUUUCAUGGAGUUGAUUCUCUUGUGCUUAUUUUAUUUUUCACAAUCAGUAACUCAUAACUGGUGGUACUUUUUCUUAAAGAACAAACUAAUUUUUUUUACAUGUUAACAUUGGACAGUUUUAAAUGAUUGUAAUGAUGAAGUAAAAAUGUGGGGUCAGAAAAGAAAAUACAGACAAAAGUUAUAACUACUUGAUGUCAUGGGGGUUAAAUUAAUAUUAAAAUAGUCCAGUGUAGCACUUUUCAUGAUUUUUAUAUAUGUUUAAUGUACAUUUAAUUCAAAAUAAAAAAUACUCAUUGCUG
Molecule: messenger RNA, 1368 nt
Organism: Sorex araneus (European shrew)
Lineage: Eukaryota; Metazoa; Chordata; Mammalia; Eulipotyphla; Soricidae
Gene: TMEM100
Product: transmembrane protein 100
Exons: 3
Coding region: 283-687 (134 amino acids)
Biological process (GO): cellular response to BMP stimulus
Source: RefSeq, a predicted model, not a curated record